This is a messenger RNA of Ceratina calcarata, 1481 nucleotides long. RefSeq lists its product as uncharacterized. NCBI's taxonomy places the organism in Eukaryota, Metazoa, Arthropoda, Insecta, Hymenoptera, Apidae. The record is from RefSeq and is a predicted model, not a curated record. The transcript is spliced from 3 exons. The annotation marks the transcript as partial.
AACAGAAUUAUAUAGUUGCUUGGGAUUUGUUGCAAAAACGAUGUAACAAACCAAGAUUGAUAAUUCAAUCUCAUUUGAAGUUGCUUUUAGAAUUACCAGAAAUUAAUCGUGAUUCUGCUUCAAAUUUGCGUACAAUCGCUCAACAGGCUCAAAUGCAUGUUAACGCUCUUAGGGUUGCGAAACAACCGGUAGAACAUUGGGAUGCUAUUUUGAUUUAUUUAAUUGUUAGAAAAUUGGAUAAGAAUACGAGACGAGCUUGGGAACGUACGCUUGAAAACGAUGAGAUGCCUACAUUUGAAAAAUUAAUUGAGUUUAUUAAUAAACAGGCACGUGGUGACGAUGUUGAUGAUUCAACAUAUAGUAGUAUACAAGACAAACGUAUACGUCCUAAACCUAAUAAACGAGUUCAGAAUUAUAUGGCUACUACUGUGCGCGAAAGAUUCGACGAGGUACGAAAGAGAAGAUUAUAUCUCAAAUGUUUUAGAAACAAUCAUACUUCGUACAGUUGUUCUAGUAAAAAUUGUCGUAAAUGUGGACAAAAACAUAAUACUUUACUACAUUUUGAAAAUUCAAUUAGUAAUACUAAUUCAGCGGAGAAUAAUGCGCCUAGCAGUUCAUCUAAUAUAUCUCUUACGGUUUCGUCUAAUGAUACGAAUAGUACUCCUGUUAACAAUGAGACAACUAAAAACGUUUUAACAGUCACUAAUGAUUCAGAGAUUCUUCUUGGCACGGCACGUGUAAAAAUAUUGGAUAAAUGGGAUAAUGAACAUACAUGCAGAGUAUUGCUUGAUGGUGGAUCGCAAGCACAUUUUAUUACGGAUAAGUUAUUAGAUCGUUUGCAAUUAGAUAAAGAAAACUUGAAAUUAUGCGAUAUUGAAUUAGCUGAUCCCGAUUUUGAUAAGCCUGCUGAAAUAGAUUUGUUAUUAGGAUGUGAUGUUUUUUAUAAACUAAUUACUAGCGGAAGAAUUAAUUUAUGCAAUGACAAAAUUGUAUUACAAUCAACAAAAUUAGGAUGGAUUGUAACGGGAGAAGUUGAGUUCUUAGAUUUGAAUAAACAGACAGCGUGUUUCUUUACUCAAUCUUUAGAUGAUCAAUUGAGUCGAUUUUGGGAAGUUGAAGAAAUUUCUAAUAAAAAGCCGUUGUCAUUAGAAGAAACUAUAUGUGAGGAACAUUUUACAAAGAACACCUAUCGAGAUAGUUCAGGUCGAUUUGUUGUACGAUUACCUUUUAAUGACAAAAGACAUUUAUUGGGACAAUCACGAGAAAUUGCAUUAAGACAGUUUCUUAGUUUAGAACGCAAACUUCUUCGAGAUAACAAUUUAUUGGAUCAAUAUACAAAAUUUCUAGAAGAAUAUGAAGAUUUAGGACAUAUGUCUGUAAUACAAAAUGAAGAAGUAGAUAAAGGGAUAUAUUUGCCACAUUAUUGUGUUUUCAAGGAAUCUAGUAUUACUACAAAGAUUCGAGUUGUAUUUGAUGCAUAG